AUGGACACUACACCUGCACCAUCUAGAGCCACGACGCUGCCGAACCAAACCCCCAAACGAGCCCGAAGUUCACCUACUCCUAGUCUAGCAGACAUAGGUAAACGCUCUCAUAGAGAAGGCACUCCCCUUCUCUUUUCACUUUCAGACUCGUCUUCCCCUUCCACACCAUCUGAAUCUUCACCACGUGAUCCAGGAUCCGCCAACCUUUCUUCCUUCUGUGCGUUUUUGGACCAGCAAACCACCCCUCAGUCUCCAUCCAAGUCCAGACGUAUAUCCAGACCUUCCCCUCCUCGAACCAGAUCCCAGUCCGUUCCCAAUGCUACAAUUCUAACAACUACCAAACCAGUACCAAUCACACCGUCGACGACCAUUAUAUCCGCUACCAAACCGUAUUAUCACCAAACCAAGGACAAAUCAUUAUGGAAACUACCCGCUCUAAAGAAAUCUACCUUAAUUAUUGGAACAUCUAACCUGAAUCGAAUUACCAAAACCAGUUCAGACACUGAAAUACAUUCUUACCCCGGUGCCCAAAUCCAUCAGAUACAGUCAAUCCUGGAAUCAUACGACCAUGAUCCCAAACCUACUACCAUUAUUCUUCAUAAACAGCAACAGCAUUUAUUUGUUUUGGAUACACCAGCUUCAAGCAUCGAGGUUGGUAUUAUUUAUAUCAUUACGAUAAAGAAAUGGUUGAAGAAGAAUGGUAUGAAACUACUAGAUUUAUUCAAAGAAUACAGUGUUAUCUCAAAAGAUAAAACGGAAGUUCACGCUAAACUCAAAGAACUGGACUAUUCUAAACCGAUGGCAUUUGACGCUAAUGGGUUGUUCGCUUCCGCCAUGACAGAAGGUGAAUAUCCUAAAGCGGAAAGUGGAAGACCGUUUGUACCAGAAGAAGAAAAAGAAUUUGUAAAACUCUUCAAUAAACAAAAAUUCAGACCUAGAACUGCUAUUUUAAAAGUCUGGUUUGAGUAUCCCAAAAACAUGUUCUUUCAACCCAUACCAGCUAAAGAUAAAAUAACUUUUACGAAUAGAAUAGAAAUAGUGAAAUCCGGUGGUAAAAUUAUUAAAAUAUCAGAUGAAAUAGUAUACGAAGAAAAUUUUAAAACUCCACCAUACAGAGAUUAUAUUUUAAUUUUGAAGGAAUUAAGGAAUAAAUACAAAAAAGAAGGAGAUAUGGUUGCUAGUAAUUGCAUGAAAUUAUUAAUUAAUUCCUUAUACGGUAAAUCUAUUCAGAAGGAUAUAAAUACAUCGAGACAUCUAUGGAGUGAAGCGACUUUUAAAGCCAACUUCGAUUCACACGUCAAAAGCUAUGAAAAAGUAAAUGAUAGUCAAUUUAUAGUUGAGAUGAAUGAAGAAGAAAAAUAG
Molecule: messenger RNA, 1362 nt
Organism: Lottia gigantea (owl limpet)
Lineage: Eukaryota; Metazoa; Mollusca; Gastropoda; Lottiidae
Exons: 4
Coding region: 1-1362 (453 amino acids)
Biological process (GO): DNA replication
Molecular function (GO): DNA binding; nucleotide binding; DNA-directed DNA polymerase activity
Source: RefSeq, a predicted model, not a curated record